AUGGAUCCCGCGUCCAGCGAGAUCCCUUCGCCUCCCCCCGCGGACGGCGGGCAAUGCACGGCUCCCGCAUCGAUAGUUGCGUUGGAUGCGAUGGAUGUCACUCAGCUCUGCCGUACCGCAGCCUCCAUGCUUGGCCCAGACGAAAUGAUCCACGACGCGGACUUCAGCCUGUACGGUGCCAUGUCCGCCCUGGAGCUCAUGGACACCAAGAUGGACAAGCCUCCUCCUGUGCUUGAGUCGUUAGAUCAGAGGAUCGCGUCAGGCGCACUCCCGACAAACCUGGACGCUUCGGUGCCGCCACUGCCACCACCACCGCAACCACCAUCAUCGCCGGCACCGCCACCCAACCCCCGCGAAGAAGCAGCUUCUUCGUCGCCUUCGCCGGCAACGGGUUUCCAAACGCCGGGGGUACCGCCCCACCCCUCUUCCUUCAGCCCCAGCCAGCGGACUCUGUCCGUGCUGGACGGGAUGUCGGUGUGCGAGGUUGCCUGGCACGAGGGGGGUUCGCUGCCGGAGACGCUGUACGCCUGCCUUUACCUGCAUCCCGCCGUGUUCUCCGCCGUGCUGCGGGGACUUGGCUGGCCGCUAGAGCAGGCGCCUGGAUCCUCGAACGCUCGAACUAGCCUGGAUUUGAGGAUCAAGGAAGGCAACUUCCCUUGGAAACCAGUGGACCGGGCGCUGACCUUGGCGGUCUUGGCGCAGUCCCUGGCGACGCUGCGGUGCUGCUCCCUGGCCCGCGACGUCAUGAUCCUCGCCGACAUCUUUGAGGAGGAGGACUUCUACCCCAGCACCUUCGGGUUUCGCCUAGCCCCCCCAGUGGAGGACGAAAGCCUGACGGACCUUUUGGCCCUGGCGGAGGCGGCGAUGAGAGCGAGGAUUAAAUGUGCGGAGCCCCUUAGACAAACCGGCGGUGCAGGAGGGGGAGACAGCAGAAGCCCUGACGAGUGCAUCGUCGCGCACCUCGAGUCGCGAACACAGCUGUUGCGGGCCUGCCUAGCCCUCCGGGACGCUUUCACCAACAAGCAGCGCUUGAAGCGUCUUAAGGCCCUCGAGAAGCGGAGGGCGGAAGAGCCCGCUCAUAAAACCGCAACCGCCGUCGCCGGCGUCAGCGGCACGCCGACGACGGAAGGGGCGGCGGAGACAACAGCAGCAGGAGGAGGAAGAGGAGCCUCAGCAGCGAGCGGCGGGUUGACGGCGGGACAAAAGAACGGCAGCGGGGAGGCGACGACAACAAGUGGGCCAGAGGACGAUGUGGAGGUGGACAGUGAGGUCGUCGCGGCGGCGACAGGGCUAGCGGCGAUCUCCAUCGACAGCCGUUGUCCGGCGAAGGCGGUCCAGCCGGAUGGCGGGGGCACGGCGGAGGGGGAUGGCAGGGUAGGUACUAGUUCAGUGGCGAGCGCGAUUGGCGGACGGGACGGGGAAGAGUGUGGUGCCGAGGCGGGUUCGGCGGAGGUGAAGGGGGGGCAAGAGUUCCCGGCAGCGGAGAACGGUUGUGGCGAUGCCGUCGGGCUUGUGGUCGAGGGGCGAGCGAUGGGAACGACAGGGGGAGGACCGGGGGGGACGGCCGGGACGGCCUUGGCUGCACCGUGCGCGGGAGAAGUUACAGAGAGAAAAGGAGAGGAAGGAGAAGAAGAAGACGAAGGAGAAGAAGAACACCAACAACGUUCGGAGAGCGCGUGUGAUGACAUCGAGACGCCGCUGAACGGGAUUGCGCGGUGCGGGGAUCACCUCCGCGCCGCCGCCCUCGCCCUCGAGUCCCUCCUCGCGAUAGAGGCAUAUGUACCAGGAGGAACCUCUGCCGAAACGACGCACGAAGCGGCGCGAAAUCGGCCGCCUGUAGGAGGCGGCGUGGCCGCAGGAGCGGGAGCCGUUGCACGAUCAGCGGCAGCGAACAGGCAGGGUAACGGGGGCAACAGAAAAACGCCUCCUCUGCCGCCGGUCAGGCUCGGCGGGGAUGCGGGGGGAUUCGCAUUCGAGGCGGAGAUGAACCGGCACUUGCUAGGCUCUUCGCCGCAGCACCACGUCCACUUUCGGAGGGGGCGCGCGGAGGGGCCGCGGGCGCUGCUGCUGCUGGCGCGGGAGGUCGAGCGGGCGUGCGGGAUAAUUCGGUGCGACGACUUGUUGGACGUGCGGCGGAGUCUCCUGCGGUUGUACCAACCGCCGGCGGAGAGCAAAGGGGGGCCCGCCGUCGGCACCGCGAGCCUGUUCGCGCGGUCGGUGGCGGCGGUCUGCCUCUACCGGCAAGAUAUGGUGCUGGGACGGUUCGACGUGAUGUGGUUUGUUGCUGAGGCGAUGACCGAUGUCGGGGUGCCUGACGCGGUGGUGAACUCCCCCUCCGGGAUGGCGUUCCUUGAUCGGGUCGGCAAACCCGUGUACGAGACUCUCCGCACUCUGUGCCUCAACCGGGGGAGGCAGCGCAUGUCCCUGGAGCUGCAGAUGCAGGACUGGCGGACGCUCCAAGCCUACGCGAACACGGUCGACGACGCCUUCCAGCUACAGUACGGUUUGGGGGCCGGCACCCAGCGGUACAUGUCCAAGUGGGCUCUCACGGAAGUCCUGUGUCUCAUGCACCGCUACUUGCAGAUCGGCAUGGAGCUACAGCUGCCGUCCGCUCACGAGUGGUCUGGGAUUUUCUGGUACUGGGACUACGUUAUGACCACGAAGAUGAUGGCGGAGGGGAGCCUGAAGGAGUCCAAGGACCAGCUUGAGGCGGUGAAGGCCCAGAUGGAGGAAGAGCGGGUGAUGGCGAAGGAGUUGCAGAAAGUCGCGCAGGCCGCAGAAGCGGCGGAAUUAGCACACGCGACCGCUUCGGCAGCCGCUGCCGCAGCACCACCGGCACUGUCAGGCGGAGGAGGGAAGAAGUCGAAGAAGAAGAAACGGGGCGGGAACAAAGCUAAGAAGCCGGAUGCGGCGGCGGAAGCUGCUAGCCCUGGCCCUGAGGCUAGCCCUGCGGAUUCAGGGGCGGAGGGGAGGGGGGUGAACGGGGUCGGGGGGAGUUGUGCGAGAGGGAAGAAGGAGGAGGCGGCUUGUGCGACCACCGGGGCACAGAAGACACAGCGCGAGAUUAGCUGGGCGAUAAGGAGGGACUGGGAGACAGCGGACAUGAAACUCCGGCAGUUCUUGUGCCGCGGCUCUGUCAGGCUCAUUGCCGGGCUGGAGUCGCUGGGGAUGAUGGGGCAGAAGGCUGGGGAGUGGUCCGAAUUCCGCUUCACGUCUCCGGAGAUCAUACACCGCGAGAGGUUCAGGGCGUUCCAAGCGCUGGAGGUGAGAAAGACGGUUCGUGCUUUUGAUGGGCUGGAACAGGCUCUGUGGCAGAAGGAGCACGGCAUGCUUCUGGUGUGCUUUUUCUCGAGCAUUCGUUUUUCGUUUGAUCUUGUCGCGAGCGUCGACCUGGCGAUUUGA
Molecule: messenger RNA, 3402 nt
Organism: Ectocarpus sp. CCAP 1310/34
Lineage: Eukaryota; Phaeophyceae; Ectocarpales; Ectocarpaceae
Source: the annotation of a GenBank genome assembly